CGCUGAACGCCACCGCGGCGGGCGUAGGAGAACCGGAUUAACGCACUGCAAGCUGCCCCCGAACCCCACAGGCAGAUGCCCCACCGAUAACAGCCAUGGAGCCCCUGCAGCGCCAGCCCAAGCCCCACCCUCGCGCCUGGGCCCGAGCCUCGAAGCGGUUCCACGCCCAGACCGCAGAGCAGCUCUCCGAGGACUGGCUCGAUCGCUUCGAGAAGCUCCUCGCCUUCCGGCAGCGGAAGGGAACCUUCGCGGCACCACCCGACACUGAGCUCGGGAGAUGGAUCAAACACCAGCGCCAGCAGCACGCCGCGCACACGCUGCCCGUCGCCGCGCGCGCGAGGCUGGCUGGUUGUGGAUUCUUCGAGCCCCAACCAUUGAUGGAUGCGUCGCGCCCGCUCACGUCGGGCACGGCGUUACGAGCGGAGCAGCACGCACGGCUCAGGCCGGGCACAUCGGAGGCGCGGCCAUCCGCAACCGACGCGCGGCCGCGCAUCGCGUCGCGGCCGAGCUUCGACCGGCCCGGCACCGCGGCCUCCCCGGAUCCAAGAGUGCGCGUCACGUCCUGGGGCGACGACGUCCCGAACCUGAGCCCGCAGCCCUCGCCCGAACGGCGACCGAAGUCCGUGCGCUUCGCGGACCGCGUGACCGGCGCGACGGAGGCCGUCGCGCGCGUCGCUUCUAUUGGCUGCGCCUGGUGCGGGCGCGCCGAUGAUAUUACCGAGGUCUGCGGCAUGCGGUUGUGUGGGACGUGCCGGCGGGCCAAGACGCCGGCGCCAACAACAAUGAAGCUCGUGCGCCGGUCGCGCGACGCGCCGGCGCCGCCUUCUGAUUCAUUCCAGGGGCUCGCCCUGCGGCCGCUCGCGGCAAAGACCCGCGGCGGCAAGCGUCGUCAAACGGUGGCGGCGCCCGAAUUAAUACGAGUGGAGACGCCCGCCGAGAUCCGGAAGCGGCGGAGCCGCCAGCGGCGGCGGCGGCGCGCGGCCGAGGAGGCCAUGGACGCCGACCGCGAGGCGCGGGCCGCGGCGGAAGCGGAAAGAGCCGCUAGGAUGCAGCAGCAGACGCCUCCUUCCGUCGCGGCGAUGCUCGACGGCCACGGCGGCGCCGUCACGCUGACGGUGCUGCAGAAGGAAGUCGGGCAGGCGCGGCCGGACCUCUACGAGUGGCUGACGCGGGACGGCGGGAAGCUGCCCGUCGACAAAGGCGUCGUGCCGGUGGAAGGUCUCGAGGAAGCCGUCGCCGCGUUCGAGGAGGAGCAGCGCCUCGAGAAGCUCGACGGCGAGGCCGACCAGGCGCUGGACCGCGCGCUCGGCUUAAUCGCGCCGGCCGCGCGGCCGCGGUCGGGCUGGCACAAGGCGUCGCGGGGCUUCGUGCCGGGGCGGCACCGGUCGUGGACGCCGAAGACGCCGUCGCGGCCCCCUGACGACGCGUGAUUUGUAAGUAGCUAUGUUUCUGUG
This is a messenger RNA of Pelagomonas calceolata, 1454 nucleotides long. NCBI's taxonomy places the organism in Eukaryota, Pelagophyceae, Pelagomonadales, Pelagomonadaceae. The record is from the annotation of a GenBank genome assembly.